This is a messenger RNA of Staurois parvus, 398 nucleotides long. The record is from the annotation of a GenBank genome assembly. Lineage: Eukaryota; Metazoa; Chordata; Amphibia; Anura; Ranidae.
AUGCGCUGUGUCCCUCGGACACAGCGGAUCACCGAUCACGGAAAGAGCCGAAGAUGUUGGCUCGGUCAUGUGAUCAGCUGUGUCCAAUCACAGCUGAUCACAUGGGACAUUUACACUGAUCAUCAGGGCACUGAUGACCAGUGUGCCCUGAUGAUCAGUGUAGCCCCAGCAGUGCCAGCUGUCAGUGUCCAUCAGUGCCACAUCAAUGCCACAUAUCAGUGCCUACCAGUGCCCAUCAAUGCCAUAUAUCAGUGCCCAUCUGAGCUGCCUUUCAGUGCCGCCUAUCAGUGCCAUGUAUCAGUGCUGCCUUUCAGUGCCCAUCAGUGAUGUCUGUCAAUGCCCAUCAGUGCCACCUAUUAGUGCUGCCAAUCAGUGCUGCCUAUCAGUGCGCAUCAGUG